Molecule: messenger RNA, 2307 nt
Organism: Zygotorulaspora mrakii
Lineage: Eukaryota; Fungi; Ascomycota; Saccharomycetes; Saccharomycetales; Saccharomycetaceae
Gene: MDL2
Product: ATP-binding cassette permease MDL2
Exons: 1
Coding region: 1-2307 (768 amino acids)
Biological process (GO): transmembrane transport
Cellular component (GO): membrane
Molecular function (GO): ATP binding; ABC-type oligopeptide transporter activity; ATP hydrolysis activity
Source: RefSeq, a predicted model, not a curated record
AUGCUCUCUAUGAUGCGUCUUUCAUGGGCGCCUUUGCCGAAACUGCCCAAACUGUUCUUGAAAAGGUCAUUUGCAUCGCAGAUAACAAGUCCUGUGGUCAAUCCGUAUAGGAGUAUCAAGUUGUCGGUACCUUCCGUGAGGACAUACCAUGCUGGAUUACCAGGUCUUAGAAAGCCUCAUGGGGCUUCCGCUGUCGGCCAAAGAAGAAUUGACCUCAAGAGGCUGUACUCUAUGACUCAACAGUUGCAAUCUCAGGCUGACUCUCAGCCAGAGACGCAGUCACACUCACAAAGUCCACCAGGAAACCAGACAGACCCUGUAAAAAAUAAUGCCAAAGACGAAGACAUCAAAUCCAGUUGGCGUGAUAUGGUGCGAUUGCUGCUUCUGGCAAAGCCUGAUUGGAAAUUGCUGCUGAUUUCAAUAGCUUUACUUACCGUAUCAUGCGUAAUCGGUAUGAGCAUACCAAAAGUUAUUGGGUUAGUCUUGGAUGACUUGAAGACCGGGUUAGAGAACAACAAGGAUAAGUACGGUGAAGAGACACCAGUUUCCAUGGAUGAACUGCCACCAAUCGUGAUGGAUAUGUCGAUCUACGAAUUUCUGGCAUACUUUGGCGGAUUCUUAGUUGUCGGUGUAGCAGCAAAUUUUGGAAGAAUAAUCCUAUUGAGACUUCUCAGCGAAAGAGUCGUCGCAAGACUGAGAGCAAAUGUUAUCAAAAAAACUAUACAUCAGGAUGCUGAAUUUUUCGAUAGACACAAGGCUGGUGAUUUGAUUUCUAGAUUAGGUUCAGAUGCCUAUGUUGUCUCGCGUUCUAUGACACAGAAAAUCUCCGAUGGGUUUAAAGCUCUUAUUUGUGGCGGUGUUGGUGUCGGGAUGAUGAUAUCUAUAUCACCAGCACUUUCAUGCUUGUUACUUUUGUUCACUCCGCCUGUUCUGUUCAGUUCGUCGAUUUUUGGUAAAAGAAUCAGAAAUACUUCCACUGAUCUACAGGAAGCAACUGGUACUCUAACAAGAGUCAGUGAGGAGCAAUUCUUGGGAGUAAGGACUGUCCAAGCAUUUGUCGCAGAGCAGAAAGAGAUUCAUAGAUACAAUGACGCAAUCAAGGGAAUUUUUAACGUUGGUAAAAGAGCUGCUAUUACGAAUGCCAAGUUUUUCACAGUUACUAGUGGCCUUGGUGAUAUGAGUUUUUUAGUAGUUUUAGCAUACGGUUCCUAUUUGGUUUUGCAAGGUGGACUAAGUAUUGGUGAUUUAACGGCAUUUAUGCUGUAUACCGAGUAUACUGGGAGCUCUGUCUUUGGACUAACAAGUUUUUAUUCAGAAUUGAUGCAGGGUGUUGGUGCUGCUGCAAGACUUUUUGAAUUAACAGAUCGUAUACCAUCAAUAAAACCAACAGUUGGUAAAAAAUUCAUUCCUGGGCAUGGUGAAAUAGAAUUGAAGAAUAUAUCCUUUAGUUAUCCGACAAGACCGGGAAAUUUAAUCUUUAAUGGUCUAAAUAUGAAGAUAAAAGCUGGCUCCAAUGUUUGUAUCGUAGGUCCAUCAGGACGUGGUAAAUCGACGAUUGCACUGUUGCUGUUAAAAUUUUAUAAUCCAUCCAGUGGUCAAAUAUUCAUUGAUAAGCAAGAAAUUUCAAAGACAAGCGCGAAGUCUUUAAGGCGACAUAUCGGGUUAGUGCAGCAAGAACCAAUUCUAAUGUCUGGAACAAUCAGGGAUAAUAUUACGUACGGUCUAACGUAUACACCAACUGUUGAAGAAAUAAGAACGGUUGCUAAACAGUGUUUUUGUCAUAACUUUAUCACCAAAUUUCCUCAAGGUUAUGACACCGUAAUUGGACCCCAAGGAGCACUGCUGAGUGGAGGCCAAAAGCAGCGUAUAGCAAUCGCAAGAGCUAUGCUAAAAAAACCAACCAUUUUAGUUUUAGAUGAGGCAACUUCAGCACUCGAUGUGGAGAGUGAAGGUGCUAUCAAUUACACAUUUGGUCAGCUGAUGAAAAAAAAAUCAAUCACUAUCGUUAGUAUCGCGCAUCGUUUAAGUACUAUUAGAAGAUCAGAAAAUAUCAUAGUCCUAGGCAACGACGGUUCAGUUGUCGAAAGCGGUAAGUUCAAAGAUCUAUUUGUAGAUCCAACCAGUGAGUUAUCUAAGUUACUACGUGAAAAAUCAAGUAGAUCGGAAAAUUCAUCUAUCGCUGAACCGGCUGAACAGCAAAUUGAUGAUUCGCUAAUCACACAAUCGGAGGAAACUCUUGUUGCUGCUGAUGUGGAUGAAAUUUUAAAAGAUGUUAGCACAGAGGGAAAGCCUAUAAAACUCUCUUAA